UCGAAGAUGCUACGCCAGCUGCUCUGUUUCGGAAUAUUGUUGGCCAUCCUGGUGGGAUUUGGCCAGGCCGAGUGCAAUGUCUGCUCAGUGGAGAAUAACGCAGCCUGCGUUUCCAACAAUCAGUACCAAAACUGCACGGCGGAUGGGAUUCCGAGUGGACCAGUCUACACCUGCCCAACCUAUACCAACUGUACGGGAUCGACGGGUGGCUGCACUGCUAAUCCGGCCUUGGCCUCCUGUAAUGAUUGCAACAAGUGUGACGGAACUGCAUCUUACACCUGCACAGGUCCCAGCACUUUCGGGCUGUGCGAUGGUGCAAAUAUAGUUGGAAAGGUAGAGUACCCCUGUGCAACAGGGGAGGUGUGUAUUGCCAACAUCGGGAGUCCUUGUGCGCCGUCUUUAAAUGGAACUGGAGCCACUUGCUCAUACUAUAAUGCCACCAAUGUGAUCGGGGACCUCUGCACUCUGAAGGCCUCUACAGGUCGCUAUCCGUAUCCUGAUGAUUCCAGCUGUCUUACAUACAUUUAUUGCUUCCGUAAGAACUCAACUUGGACUGGAAAUACCUGGCCGUGCCCCUCAUCAAAACCUUAUUUCAGUGCAGCAACUUUUACCUGUGUCAAAACAAAACCUUCAACUUGUGUAUAAUAUCUCUGUCAGAGAAAGAAUAUUCAUUUGAUUAUUAAAAUUAUUUUUAGUUUAGUUAUAUUUUGAUCAAAUAUUUUGAUCAAUCAUUUGAAAAUA
Molecule: messenger RNA, 741 nt
Organism: Drosophila biarmipes
Lineage: Eukaryota; Metazoa; Arthropoda; Insecta; Diptera; Drosophilidae
Exons: 2
Coding region: 7-645 (212 amino acids)
Cellular component (GO): extracellular region
Molecular function (GO): chitin binding
Source: RefSeq, a predicted model, not a curated record